AUGGCAUAUUCGAAUAGCACUAGUGAUCGAAUGGACGAGCUACGAUUUCGCAGCCAGCAGACUUCGAGGAAUGAUGCUUCUAUGCUCGGCCUUGUUUCUCCUCCGCGAAAUGGCAACCGAAUGUCACAAUCAUUUCAACAGCAAGAGAGCCGUGGAGGAUUGACUAGAAGAUUCACCACUGAUUCAGGGAGAGUGCCAACAAUCGCUUCUAUUUCCAACCAGCGCAGCACGCAGGAAACUCAAGAAUACGGUCCUUCAACCUACCAUAAAGUACAGCUGUUAGAGAAAAAGAAAAUCGAGUACGAGCGACUCCGUGAACAAAAAAGACGCUUCGAGGCGGAGAUGCAAUUGUUGGACUUACAACAACGAAGAGAAGAACAAGAAUUACAGCAAAUGCAAGAAGACCUUGGUAGAUCAAGUAACAAUAAUAACAACGCCGGCCACCAAUCAGAACCAACAACACCACCAGAAUAUAGGGAAUCUUCAUCAGGGUUUCCUUCAGCAUUUUCUCGUCCCAACAGAUAUUCGACAUCUAGUAUUACCUCUCCUCCAGGUCUUUACAAUCGCCCUGGAAGAUCUGGCUCCCAACUCACAUCGCCAAAAUCUGGAAUCAUGCAAUCCAGACUCGUAAUUGAUGAUAAGCUACCCUCGAAGUCCGUGCCAGGCUCGCGCCGCAAUUCAGAUGAAGAUGAGAAGGAAGAAGCAGUAAGGCAAGACCCGACCAGCCAUCGUUCUACCAAUGCAUUGGAGCUGCUUGUGCUCGAGACACGGCAACUUUCAGAAAUUUUAAAAUUUUUGUUCUUGGGAAAGUUCUUAAAAGACAACAUUCUUACCUUUUAUCUUUCUGAUGAUUCCUUCUGGUCUUUACAAUGCAAAGGUGAAAAUAUAUUGAAUCGAAAGAGGUUAUAUUCUAUGCCAGUUACUAAGUCUCGCAACGGUAUGCACGACAUGUUGUCCCUUGACCAAACCAACACCACUCGUUUUCUCUUCGGUGAAGAUGAAAAUGCGGCACCCGGAAGCGUUGACAAGUAUUUGAAUAUGAAUGCUACUGAUGACAAAUUUCCAAUUCUUGUUCGUCGUGACGAGUAUCCCGGUUUGCUUUCCGCUUCUUCUGCCGCUCUUGACUUAGCUUUAUCUCAAUCACCUGCACCAGAAUCCAACUCAAAUAGUUGGGGUUCGUUUGCUCGUCAUCGACCAAAUCAACAAAGUCUUCCAAUGAAUAGCCUUCAGUCAUCUCAACAAGUCGCAACAGCUGUGACUCAAUCUAGCUCUGCGGAGUCUCCCAUCAGUGUCCGCCCGUCGUACCGUCAUUCCUUGGAUUUGAAGUUCUUUGAAGGCCCGCAGGAGGGCAGUGCUCAGGUAGCCUCUCCAUCAAAGCAUAUCCAAGCCACACCGCCUAAACUUCAAUCAUCCUAUUCUGCCAACGACGUUCCGACAGUUCGCGCAGGGACGAACGGCAUGCAAAGCAACAAUAAUACUCCUAAUUCGCACGCUCAACAACACUUGCACAAUCAUAAUGCUAGCUUGGGCCGCAUUCCACCAAACGCUAUGAACAGACUUAGUCGUGAGAUGACUUCUGGGGACAAUGGUAGUCUGCGUGAGGCUCAGAAUGGUGGCUAUCAGUCGAUCCAGUCUGCAUUGCAAGCCAGUGCUGCGCCAUUCGGUCCAGCUUUGACACAGGGUAUGCCACAAGGCAUGUCGCAAGCUCAAAUGUCGCCAUCUGUAUCCUCUCCUACUGGCCAACAAAACUACCCUGCACAAGUUCCUCCCUUCUACAAUAAUUAUGGCAUGCACAUGAUGAGCUUGGGAAUGCAGAACAUGCAACUUAGCCAACCAAUGUAUCCUCCUCCAAACUCUUACAACAAUUACAACAAUUCCAUGUAUCAACACAAUGGUGGACAAAGAGAUAGUCAGGCACGAGUCAUUCAACAACGCCGUCAAAAUGACGGCGAAGCAAUGAAUCGUUUUGCAAACCUAGCUCUGGAGCAACUUGGUGGUGAGAUCUACGCACUUUGCAAGGAUCAACAUGGUUGCCGCUACCUGCAGAAGAAGUUAGAAGACCGCAAUCCCGAGCAAGUUCACAUGAUCUGGCUCGAGACAAAUCAGCAUGUCAUUGAGCUCAUGACCGACCCUUUCGGCAACUAUCUUUGUCAAAAGUUGCUUGAGUACUGCAACGAUGAAGAGCGCACUGUCCUGAUUGAAAAUGCUUCUCAUGAUCUGGUCCGCAUUGCCUUAAACCAGCAUGGAACACGAGCCCUCCAGAAAAUGAUCGAGUUUAUUUCCACACCAGGACAGGUUCAAACCAUCAUUGGCGCCUUGCGAUUCCGUGUCGUCGAACUCAUUCAGGACUUAAAUGGUAACCAUGUUAUUCAGAAGUGUCUCAACAAACUCUCUCCGACAGAUGCUCAAUUCAUUUUUGAUGCUGUUGGACAACACUGCGUUGACGUCGGAACUCAUAGACAUGGCUGUUGCGUCCUUCAACGAUGCAUUGAUCAUGCUUCUGGCGACCAAAAGGCUUGGUUGAUCAGACAGAUUUCGAACAACGCCUAUGUAUUAGUUCAGGAUCCUUUUGGUAAUUAUGUGGUGCAAUACAUUCUCGAUCUCAACGAACCAAUCUUCACUGAGCCUUUGGUUGCUAUGUUCGGAGGACGAGUCGCCCAAUUGUCGAAGCAGAAGUUUAGCUCAAACGUCAUUGAAAAGUGUCUUCGAUGUGCUCAGGAACCUUCAAAAGACAUGUUGAUUGAGGAAAUGCUUCAACCAAAUCAGCUUGACAGUCUAUUGCGGGAUUCAUUCGCCAACUAUGUCAUCCAGACUGCCUUGGACUACGCCAAUCCGAACAUGAAGACGCGUCUCAUUGAGGCUAUCCGACCCCACCUACCAGCUAUCCGCACCACACCUUAUGGUCGCCGUAUCCAAGCUAAGAUCCAGGGUAAUGAAAACCGAGGCAAUACUUCUACUGGACCCACCACUCCUAAUGAUAACGAAACUGGUCAGCUUGCUAAUCGUCACCAGCGUGGCAUGUCCAAUGCAUCAACUGGUCCUUUUGUUAGCUCCCCAGGAGGAUUUCCAAAUGGCAUCGGACCUACGCCCAUCACCAAUGGUUUGCCUCUCCCCGCAAUCCGAUCUUCAGCUCAGCAAGGAUCUGGCUUUCCACCAAACGAUCGCCUUGCUUCGCCUGCCGCUGCUCAUCCAUACAAUUAUGGUAGAGCUGGAGCGCAUCCUGGCGCACAACCUGGAGCAGGUAGUGACUGGUUUUAA
Messenger RNA from Sclerotinia sclerotiorum 1980 UF-70, 3258 nucleotides. RefSeq lists its product as hypothetical. Bases 1 to 3258 code for a protein of 1085 amino acids. The record is from RefSeq and is a predicted model, not a curated record. The transcript is spliced from 7 exons. Gene Ontology annotation, molecular function: mRNA binding. Gene Ontology annotation, cellular component: cytoplasm. Gene Ontology annotation, biological process: post-transcriptional regulation of gene expression. Lineage: Eukaryota; Fungi; Ascomycota; Leotiomycetes; Helotiales; Sclerotiniaceae.